AUGAAUGUGGAUGUUGUGCGUCAGAAGCUAUUGGACGGCGACACGGACGUUGUGCUCAAGGAGCUUACGGAUCUGUAUCGUCGUGCUGAGAUCUUGCAUACUCCGCAGCUUGGCCGCAUCCUCGAGGCGCUUUUUCCUGUUUGGAAAGGUCUACUGCAAAACAAAUUGCCACCACAGCUACACGCUUCGACGCAGAACCGCUGCCGUAAGAUGCUGUUGCAGAUACUGAAUCGUCUGCCGAGCAACGAGACGCUGCGGCCGUAUGUGACGCAGCUGCUGCAGUUACUCAUGGAAGUCCUGCAGAAAGACAAUGAGGACAACGCGCUCAUUGCGCUCAAGACGCUGUUUGAUUUACAUCGCAAUUACCGCCCAGGACUGCGGACUGAAGUGCAGCCGUUUUUAGAACUCGUGCAGCUCAUGUACAAGAACCUGCAGACGACGAUGAAGAAACAAUUUAGUGGCCCACCAGAGACUUUCAAGUCGAGCUUUGUAUCGACGGCAACAACUCCUACGGCUGCAAAAGCGGCGUCAUCACCAGCUAUUUUUUCAGAAACAGCAAAGGAAUCGACAGUAGCUGGGAAAGAAAUGCUCAGUGCAACAAGUGGUGCUACGACAGAAUCAAAACCAGCAGACACGACGGUACAACACGUAACAGAUGGUGGCAAUACGGGUGAAUCUACUACUGUAGCAACCUGUAGUACUGCAGCACCGGAAUGCAUUGCUGUUGGUGCCACGGCGGCUGCUGACAGAGAAGCAGCAACGGACGAACCCGUCUGCAGCAACUUGGAAUCGUUUAAGACAAUUUCGGAACUGCCGCUAAUUAUUAUGCUGCUCUUCCAGUGCUACCCGAGCUACAUUGAAAGCUACAUACCCGUGUUAGUGCCGUUGAUGAUGUCAGCAUUGGCAUUGCGAGCGCCUGAAACGUCCACUACAACACAUCCGUCGCGGUACUUGGAUUUUUUAGAUUGCCAAGUCAAGACGUUGUCGUUUGUGACAUACUUGUUGCGCGGAUGUGCGAAACUUAUGCGUCCAUUUCAAGAUGCUAUUUGUGAGAACACAGUGAAAUUGCUUAUCGCCUGUCCAAAAGAUGCCUUUGUGUUGCGGAAGGACAUUUUUGUGGCCGCCAGGCACAUAAUUUCCACUGAUUUCCGGCGAGGAUUUUACCCACAGCUUGAACUGCUCAUGGAUGAUGACGUGCUUGUUGGAAAAGGACGUUGCAGCUUCUACCAGAUUCGCCCACUGGCAUAUUCGACGCUUGCAGAUAUGAUUCAUCAUGUUCGCGAUAUGCUAACACUCGCGCAGGUGAGCAUUAUCGUGAAUUUUUACGGCAAACGAAUUCAUGAUUCAACGCUUCCAAUCUCCAUACAAACGACUAGCAUUCGUCUGCUGCUCAAUCUCGUCGACAUUAGUGCAAAGAAUGAGGACGCUGACGCAUGGAAAGGCCGCAAUAUUCUGUCACGCAUAUUGUUAAUUAUAUCGGGAAAGUUUGGUACGACACUAGCGAACCUGCCUGCAGCUCUCGCCACAACACAACGCAGUAAGUCCAGCGGGGAUCGAUGCGACUUGUUGGAAGGAGGUGCCAUGGAUAAAAUCAAACAGUCUAGCCUGCUGCCAAGGGACGUAGUGCAGAAAACGCAAUACGAGAGAAAGUUGGAGGCUCUAUUGUUGCCGCAUAUGCGUGUUCAGCGUCCGGCAGAUUCUGCCUUAGAGGAAGAACCAAGUAUUCGUGACGUGAAGUCGCUGUUGCGCACAAUGACCCUUGGUAUCCGGGCUGUUAUUUGGUGCACAGCUAAUUAUCGAAAUCCACAUGCUAAGGAUCUAUCCACCGUUGACGCCAACACCACAGAUGGAAGCAGUUUGAUUACUCCAUCGACUUCACAGGGGAUCCAUGCUGGCUUGAACGCGCACUCUUUCGACGUGGUGGGGAGUUCACCUGGUCGGGUAUCUGGAAGCAAUCAUGUGUAUCCACUGACUGAUGAUGAGCGCUUGCUUAUCGCAAAAGUGCUUCGAAAUGGACUGCGUUGUUUUAUUCUGUACACAUUAUCGGAAAACACGCUUUCAGAGGAAAAACAAAUGCUGGAUCACUUUGCUGGUGCAUUUACCGUAUUGGAGGCAGCAGAUUUCCGUGAUCUUUUUAUCUCGAAUAUCCAGCUACUCUACGAGUGUAUCCUCCAGGACCAUGCCAUUCUGACGAUUCCCCAGCAUUUCUUGGCUAACUCGAAUGUGAGCUGCUGGUUUGCUGAGAUUCUACUGAAAUUUUUAAUUACGCAGAUGGAGGACCUGAGUGUUGAGGCAGAAGGAGACCUUCCUGACACCAAACGACUGGAAAAGAUUAUGACUAUUGAUAAUCUAGAGUUUGAGAAAAUGCGCCGCGUGCCUCAAGUGCAUCGUGCUUCCAUUGUGCUUCGGCUAUUCAAGAUUGUCUUUGGCUCGGUCACAUUAUUCAAGUUGAACGAGUCGGCGCUGUUUCCACAUUUGCGCACGAUUAUCGAGUCGUGCUUAAAGCAAGCGACGUUUACUAAACACCCCGACAACUAUUUGCUUUUGCUUCGCGCCCUGUUCCGAUCAAUAUCAGGCGGCAAAUACGAAAACUUUUACAAGGAGGUAUUUCCCUUGCUCCCGGGCGUGUUGUCUGCUCUGAUGCGACUACAAAAGCACAUGGGUAAACCGGCGAUGCAGGAGGUACUUCUGGAGUUGUGUCUGACAAUUCCUGCAAGAUUGAGUUCACUGCUACAGUAUCUUCCAUCGCUUAUGAAAUCGGUAGUGCGGGCGAUCACAUCACGCGGAGAACUCGCGUACUUAGGACUGCGGACACUUGAGUUCUGGGUGGACAAUCUUAACCCGGACUUUUUGUAUCCGAUCAUGACGUCUCAGGACCGAUUGCUUACAGAGAUUAUCGAGGCGUUGAACACACACCUUAUUCCACCUCCGUACUCGUACGGUGAAUUAGCUAUGCGAAUUCUUGGUAAGAUUGGCGGGCGAAAUCGGCAGUAUCUCAUGGAUCCGCUGAACUUAGACUAUCAUGAACAUUCGUUCACUGGAUUAACUUUCAUGUUUCAGUGGGGUGAAGAGAGAGAUAAUACGGAUUUCGACAUGAAGGGAGAUGGCGUCGCUUUUUCUCAAAAUGGCAAAUUCCAAAUGAAGAUGGAUGUGUUGGUUACGCAAGCAACGACCAUACUUCGCACGUACCUACGAAAGUCGUCGGCAGAGCUCGAUAAUAGCUGCAAGACUGACUCACGGCUUGCAGAUGUCGACGAGUUUGAGGAAGGUGAAAACCUAACAAGUCCCUCUAUCUUGCUCGAAAAGGAUGACAAGACACUUGAACUAGAGACAGAGACAAUGGAAAAAAUCCGCAAAUCGAUUUUGCAGCAUAAACGAUGUGCGUUUGUGUUUGUCUCUCGUGCGGCUGUAGUAUCGCUCAAUGUCAACGACUACGCCAAUGCAGAUCAAGAGAGUGAUGAACAUGAAAUAGACGCCGAUGAUCUGAGCGCACAGCACGUGGAGCCAAUGCGGAAGGUGAUUUCGCAGGAGGCAUUGCAAGCUACGCGUAAACAGCUUCUGCUGGUUUUAUUUGAGACGAUGGUGGAUAUUGACGUUGGUUUGGAGGCCAAAAAAAUGCUGCAAGGUAUUGCGGGUCACUUGACAGUUCUUGCCUUAACCAAGUGCUCACGGGAGCAACCAGAUUUUGCUGUGCUUUCGUCGUUGCGUGCAUCAACGUUGUAUGCAGCAACAAGAGGCUUAUCACCUGGUCGACAUUUGGCAACUACAAAACGAAUUGAAACGCUGCGCCAGGCAACUUAUGGUACCGCAAAAAUGGUGGAAGCAGAUGUGACAAAUGACUUCUUUUCGUUUGUGCAAGUCGUAACACUUGCGCUGAGCUCACCGGAUCAACAUGCUGUUGAUACCGCAAAAGAGAUUGUCACUUUUAUUAUCAAAACGGCAAUUGCGCAGUUUGACUCACCACGGUCGGCUGUAGAACUUGGCGGUGCAUUAUUUAACAGCAUGUGUGAGGUCUUUGCGCACGCAUGUUACGACAAGGGAAGUUGGCGUCAGAAACUCGGAGGUGCAAUCGGCAUCCAGCUUCUUGUGGAUUUGCUGGAGCCUCAAUGGUGUCACGAAAAUGAACUUACGAUAAUCAAGGCGUUUUUCUUCGUCCUUUCGGAUCAUCCGCCAGAAGUGAGUGUGACUGUAAGUGCUGAGAUCGGUGAGGCGCUAGUGAAGAUUGUAAAGACAGCUUGGAGAGCUCGGUUGGGGUAUGUGGACCAGCUUGGCGAUAAUGGUCAGAAGAAAAAAGAUUUUUUGUCGUGUAUUGCCUUCCAGGAUACGGAGGUGUUCCAGAUGUUUGUCGUGGAAUUUCUUAGUGCAAAGGCACCAACACGACGGUUUGCGAAACGCUGUAUCGCCACAGUGGCAUUACUACAAGAUACGAGUGCUUCAGCGCUGCUGUAUCCGUACAAUCAGCUGAUCAGUAAACAGAUUACUGGGUGUAAUCUUCGCAUGCUGCCUAGUAACACUAGGACGGGUUUUGUGGAUGCUAUGGCGUACGCACUGUCGCUCGAUCCACCGAUCUUUUCGCUUACAAAAGAGAUAAUGAUGUUUCUUCAGGAGGUAUGGAAACUAAUCUCAGAGGAUUCACAGCGCGAUGGAGUGACGAUGAUCGGGGCUGAGAGUCCCGGUAAGGUAGGAGGCAUGGCGCCAGCAAUCCCAGGUUCAGGUGUAUCAGCCCAGGAGUAUCCGUUUGGACUUUCACAAGCGUGUGAACUGCGCAUUGCUGCUGCCAGAUUGCUCCGAGCAGCCUUUCUUGCAGCGCCCCACGAUCUGAAUCAGCAUCCUGAGUAUCGCAAUCGUUUCGUGGGUGUGUUCUUUCGAUAUCUGACGGGCCAGCCUCCAGAGCUGGUGCAAGUAGCCCAAGACGCGCUACUGGACGUCAUCCAGCUGAACAAGCAAAACAAGGAUGUGUUUUUACCGAAGGAACUUCUGCAGCAAUGCUUACGACCGGUACUUCUUAACCUGGCUGAUUAUCGGAAACUUAACCUACCGCUGCUCGAAGGACUGUCACGUCUGUUGACACUAUUAAGCAGCUGUUUUAACGUGACACUUGGAGAAAAGUUGCUAGAACAUCUGAAGCAGUGGCGGGAUCCAGAUCGAAUUAUUAAAGCAGGAAUUUGGAAGGGUGGUGAAGAACCCGCUGUAGCAGCAGCAAUUGUGGAUCUUUUUCACUUGCUGCCUCUUAAUGAUGCGUUUUUGAAGGCACUGAUUAAUUGCGUGGUAGAUCUUGAGGCCGUCUUACCGAAGUAUGGAAGUUACGGGAAAAUGAGUUCGCCAUACCGAAUCCCACUGACGCGUUUCUUGAAUCGCUACGCGUCCAUGACCGUAUCAUUCUUUCUUAAGCGUGAGCAUUUGGUUGAAGUAAAGUAUUCGUCACUCUUCCAGCAACUUAUUAAGCUACCAGAGGCAGCUCCUCUUCGCGCGGUCAUUAUUGGUGACGGUGGAAUCGAGUCAGUGAUUGAGGCAACAUUUAAUGCAGCGCUAAAGCUAAACGCUUCUGGUUUUGGGGACACGAAAACGGGUGCGGAUGUGUUAGGAGAUGCAAAGGUGCAGACUCAAGUCCAGCUGAAUGCACAGAAAGCGGCGACACAGGCUGCUGUGACCGCGCAGGCUCAAGGGAUGACAGUAUCCGCAGCGGAGGCUCGUGGAGAACAAGCUCGUGCGGCAUACGUAGUAAAGGCUCAGUCCCAAAUGAACGCUCAACAAGCUUUAAAGGUGCAGUCUCAAGUGCAGAUUCAAGCCAACGCUCAAAAACUGCAUGCACAGACCCUAGCAGCAGCACAGGCGCAAGGUUUGUCGUUGGUACAAGCCCAGGCAAAAGCUCAGUUCGCCAGCAAAGACUACAUCGCUAAAGCUCAAAGUCACAUUUCAUCUGUAGCCGUGCAAACGUCGUUGCCAAGUCCGGCAAUAAGCGCACUUGUCACGCAGCAGCAAGCAAAGCAGCUGCAAGCCCAAAUACAAGUAAAUGCGCAGAAGGUCCAUGCUCAAGCCCUCGCGACGGCACAGGCACAAGGAUUGAAGCCAACGCAAGCGCAGGAAAAGGCAAAACAAGCCCAAGCAACAUACGUGCAUCGUGCAAAUGCCCAAGCACAGGCGAAAAUCGCUCGAGCUCAAAGUCAAGACCUAGCAUCAUCUUUGGUAUUGGGCAGCAGCUCAACUGCAGUCAUUGGUGGGCCAUUCGCAUCCAAGACUCAGCAGGAGGCGCUGGAGCUGCACUACCAAGGGUUGCGGCUUAUUCGGUCAAUUUGCAAGCUACAUCCGUCGUGGUUGGCGUCACAGAUGCUGAUAAUCGAUUGUUUACGGAAACUUUGGCGAUCGCCAGCACGUGUUCAGCGGCUCAUGGCACAUGAUCGGCUACCUAUCAAGUUUCAUCUUGAGUCUAAAUGGCUUAUCAAGUGUUUAAUCAUUUACAGUCGUGUUAAACAAGACGACGUCCAAGUGUUACUGGACAUGCUGUCGGUCUUCCUGCACCGGACACCUUUCGACUUCGGUUUUCUACAGACGUUCUAUCGUGAAGAAGUUGCAACCAAGUACAGCACUGCAAACAAGCGGAACCUCGUUCGAUUGUUUCUGCGCAUGCUUCGUGACACUGGUGCGUCCGAGGAGCUGAAGGUACAUGCUGUUCAGUUGUUAAUAAUGCCUGUUUUAACCACAUCGUUCGAGGAUCCAAGCAUUAACAAUAUCGACGUGAUGGACCUUGAUACCGUUAUGUGGAUGUUACGGGAGAUUCUGGCGAGCAAAGAUUAUCCACCUGAUGUGAUGCAAAGUCUUCGAAUCGAGUUGCUCAAGCUAGGCACUUUACUCAUCCAGCACAUGAGCAAGUACGUAACGGACCACCGAAAGGAAGUGAUUAAGUUUGCGUGGAAUCAUUUGAAAGCCCACGACCUGACAUCCAAACUCUGGGCGUACGUAAACGUGUGCCGGUUUAUCUCAGUGUACGAUACCCCGCCCAAAAUUGUUUUGCAAGUCUAUGUGGCACUAUUGCGUACACACGAAAUGGACGCGCGCUUUCUCGUGCGCAAGGCGUUUGACAUUCUCUUGCCGGCUUUGCCAAGCCGCUUGCCGUCGAACGAGUUUAUCAAGGCCAUUAAGUGGACGAAGAAGAUCGCUUACGAAGAAGGUCAUGUACUCGGACAGCUUGUGCACAUUUGGUUCUUAAUCGUUCGCCAUCCAGCUUUGUUUUACCCGUUCCGCGGUCAGUUUGUUCCCCUCAUGGUGAACUCGUUGAACCGUUUGGCAAUCCCUCCGAGUAGUACGCCAGACAAUCGUAGGCUUGCGGUGAAUAUUGCGGAUUUGGUUAUUUCAUGGGAGCAAACGCGUCAAGCUCGACUGGCGAUGCGGGGUGGGCCAAAAGGUACAAGCCCUGGUGGAGAGCUAAAGCGAACUUUGCCCGCAAUGAGCGCAGCAACAGUAGAAACUUUGGACGCUCAUGUCCUGAAAAAGCGGAAGAUUCUGACAACUGAAGGGUCUUGCGCAUCGAAUACAAACACACUUGUUGUCCAAACAAGUGAAGACUCGAGCGGGCGAGGAACUGGUUCUCUGCAGAUUCAAGUUCCAACGCAAGCUUUGAUUGCUGGAAUUGGCCAGCAGCAAGGACAAGUUUUGGCAUCGCCAUCGUUGGAAGCAAAUCGCGUGGCGAGCAACGAGGACGACUUUGAGCUGAGUGGCGCUAUGGUGGAUCUGGUGAUCAACUUUGCUUUUCGUUUUGCUCUUGCGUCUGCGGACAAGCAGGAAACAAGUCGAUUAGCAAAAACGUGUGGUGAAUUGUUCGACAAAGCACUUCGAUUGUGGCCGUCCGCGUCCAUCCGGUUUUCCUACUUUGACAAGCUCAUCGCUGUUACUGCAGAGACAGUGAUUCGACAACAGCAACAAUUGCAGGCUAGUGUGAACGCUGUUGCUACCGAUUCUGGAGGAACAGGACAGCAAGUUUCGGCUCCGGCACCAUUGCCGCCGACAGUGAUGCCCCCAUUCUUUGAUGUUCCGAAAGGCGCGCCCCUAUCGUCGCCGGCAAUUCUAGAUGCCGUCCUGGGUAUCUUGAAUUCGUUGGUCACCCCCGAGGUCGUUUCGAUGUCUAAACGUCCGAUACAGUAUGUUAUCCAGUACGCGCCACGUAUAAUGAAGUUGCUCGAGCCUUGUUUUGAUCGUCAAAACCAUGAAAUUCAAGCGAGUCUGACGAAGUUUCUACGUCGAAUGACAGAGUUGUAUCCGCCAUCCCGCGCACCUCAACCUUUGGUUGCGUGCAAGUUCUAUCCGUGGCUUCGCGAGAUUAUCAACGAGCGUAUUGUGAAUGCGGCGAUGUAUCAGCAAGACUUAAAUGCGGGCAGGACAGGCUUGCCUGGGGGAUCGAACUUGCUUGCCUCUAAGACUAAGGGAAAAAACGUAACACAGAGUGUGACAGGACCGAAACCUAAAAAGGGAGGAUCAAGCAGCAAUGCUACAGUGGGCCAUAGCCACGCCGCCGGCAAGCAGCAGCAGAAGGACCCGAGUGACAUCAACCCAUUAAUCAACCACGAGGCAGCACGUAUGCGCUUGCUAUUCUCACAACAUCCUCGAGCUGUUGUGUCACCUUCGAGCUACCCCGGCGAGUUUACUUUAAAGCUUCUGAGUGGCUUGGCUGAGACUACGCCAGAUUUCGUGGAUCACUUUGCUGCAGCACUGUUAAAGCUUGCGCAACGAUUUACGCGUGAGCAUUUGAUUCAAUCAGCUUCAGAAGGAAGUGGAGGUGCUUAUGGUGGGAAACACGGAGGAAGCAAUGGAACAGCAAUUGGCGUCGAAAGUGGACAAGCUGUUGUGGAUUCGUUUGGACGAAACCGAGUGAUGGCUACACCGUCGUUAGCAAUUGUAAAUGAAUGGAAUCAAAUGCAGGCAGGACGAUCCAACUUAGCGGUGAACAACAUUGUGCGACAUGUCGUGAAGAAGCGCGAGGUUUCGGGUGAGAAGUCUGCGUCCAAGAAGAAGGGUAGUGCCAAUGAUCAGUUUUUAGGGAGUGAAAUGGCGAAGACGAAAGUGGGCAGCACGAUGAAAAAGAAGAUGGGGACUAGUGCAAGCAGCACCUCAGCGCGAAGUGGGUUUGUUGAUGGUGGUAGCAAGAGGCCAAUUGGACUCCUUGUCUUGUGCUACGCUUUAUUGGCAAAGUGCAGUUUCCCAUCGAGCGAGCACCGUCGCCUUUACACGAAUUUGCUGGUGCACUGUCUUGAAGGGUCAUUUAACAUCCCGCUUUUGCUUCAAAUUACGAGAAUUGUUGCUAAGAUGGUUGCAUCUACUGAUACUCAUCAUCAGAUUUUGACGACUAAAGAUAAGAUGACUUUGCUGAGCAAGAUGGCGACAUUUGAUCGGCUGAACGAAAUCUCUGCUAUUCCUUUGAAUGAGGAGUAUUAUCGAUUGGUAAUCAAACUCUGUGAGCACCCACCAAGCGAAUUGAAGACCCAAGCCCCUGUGUUGCAUCUAAGCCCAACACCACAGAGUCACAGCCUUACUUCUCACUUUAUCGCGGGUUUACUUGCUCCAGAUCCAGCUACACGAGAGAAGUUCCUGAAGAUUUUCUUCACAGCUACCGGCCCAGGGCCAGUUGCACGGGUACAACUUGUGCUGCGUCAGGAUUGGCAAGCUUGCGGAACCAGAUACUGGCCCGUGAUUGCGAUUGAAACGCUAAUGGCGGCACUCUCACCGACUGCGUCACCAUCUGUUUCCACUGUGCGAAGUCCAACAUUUAGAGCGACCACAACCUCAGCAAAAACUUCAGCAAAAACUUCUACUCAUUCUGAGUUCCUUAAUAGCUACGGGCAGGUGAAAUCAUCAGAACUGAUUUCAAGCUUGUGCGACUUGGCACAUAUCGAUUUGGAGCUAGCCAAGGAGUUGUGGGUGAAUUUGUUCAGCGCAGUAUGGGAAUUACUAAAGGAGUCGGAUCAAGUGCAGAUGGCGAGCCAACUGCUGAAGAUUCUGGCGUCAAAAUACAACAAGCGCGACCUAAAUGUGCCACUUGGUGCGUCGACUCCUCGCCGCACAAAUGUGGUACAAACCCUGAUGAAAGGUAUUGUGAGCACAAGGUCCAGUGCGCCAGUGAUGACACCCGAACUUGUUCUGCACAUUGCAUCAGCCUACGAUGUCUGGAGCUACGCUUUGAGGCUUUGUGAGUUUCACGUAGAGAAAUCGAACCAGAGUGUUGAGACCCGACUGCGAUGGAUUGAAGCCCUCAGUACUAUCUACAAACAGCUAGGUGAGGACGAUCUUCGAGUUGGAUUAAGUUUCGAAAAUGUAGCGCAGCCGGAGACACGCACAGCAUUGACUUUAGAAGCGCUCGGCUGCGUCCACGAAGCGCAGGAGGAAUAUUUCCGUGCUCUUUCUAGGGCGCAAAGCGGGCGAGCGAGUAUUGAGGAUGUAAACCUGUUCGAGUUAAGAUUGUGGGAGGAGCGCUGGGUGGGGUGUGCAAGGCAACUGUGCCAGUGGCAGCUCAUGAAUGACUUUGCCAAGUCGACACAGAAUCAGGAAUUGCUGCUAGACUGUGCGUGGAAACGUGGAGACUGGUCUUCAGCGAAACAAUUGCUGCUAUCGCCAUCAAUGCAGUCCUCAACGGAGCUGGGAUGCCCGCAGACCCGUCUACAGCGUUUGUACAUUUCGAUUCUUGAUGCAGACAAACACAGUGCUAUCGAUACUCUUGCCGCCCAGACUGCUGAGCUUGCGCUGCAUCAAUGGCAAGGACUACCACGUAUCCUUUCUCGUGCGCAUUUGCCGCUCAUGCACCUCUUUCACAAGUUUGUAGAGGUGAAAGAGUCGAUCCAGAUGAUGGAAGACAUUAAGUCCGCAAGUACACAGCACGCGGCACUGCCAAACCUAAAACCGUCCAUUAAUACAUGGCGAGAGCGCUUGCCGAACAAGUGGGAACCCAUUCUUCUUUGGGACGAUAUUCUAACGUGGAGAUCACACAUGUUCCAAGUGGUCAAGACUACGUUUUCGUGGAGCGACGCGCAGGUGCUUGCUUGCAUGCACGACAGUCCGUGGUCAGUUAUCAAACUUGCGCACACAGCACGCAAGCAGCGACUGCCCGAUGUCUGUCUCGGUGCUCUAGCCAAGUUGUACUCGGUUCCUGCCAUGGACGUACAGGACGCCUUCUCAAAGCUGCGUGAGCAAGUAAGCAUUUGCUACGAGAGUGCUACGGAGUAUUCAGGCGGACUUAGCAUUCUGAACACAACUAACCUGGAUUACUUCAGCAUUCGGCAGAAGGCGGAGAUGUUUCGGCUGAAAGCGCUUUUCUCUGAGGCACAGGGAUCUCUUUCGGAAGCGAACCAGACAUUCUCUCAUUGUUUGCAAAUUUGCGAUAGUUAUGGCAAAGGAUGGCUUUCGUGGGGGCACUAUUGCUAUCGGUUAUUCCUCCUGCGGAAAGAACUUGCUCUGGCCUCACAAACGAUUGCGUGCUACUUGCAGGCUAUUCACCACCGGUGCAAUUCAGCACGUCUAAUGAUUGCGCGUGUGCUCUGGUUGCUAAACAUGGAUGACCGACAUGGAGUACUUAUUCAGGCUUUCGAGACACAUGGAAAGCAGUUGCCUAUUUGGAUUUGGAUCAUUUGGAUUCCGCAGCUACUAAUGGCGCUCGGACGUCCGGAGGCGCCCCAAAUCAGAGGUUUGCUGCGUGGCCUCUCAGCCAAAUUCCCUCAGGCGCUGUAUUAUACAAUGCGAGCUUUUUUUCUGGAAAACCGUGACAACGCACUGAUGCUUGCCAACCAACACCAGCCAUCAGUUGCAGCGAGCUCAAUGGGCGUGUCGCCUUCUGCAAGCGCAACCUCUCUGUCUGGAGGGGCGUGUAUGUACUACAGAACGAAGUCGGGACAUGUUGUAGGAAUUCCUGCGACUAUGUCAGUUGCUCAAGUUCAAGAAGUUCCAGGACUCGUUGGUCCACCUCGCCUAACACCCGCAGCAUUCAAUGCAACACCUGGUGUCGUAUUGUCACUGGAUGCAUGGGCUGAAAGAGUUCGCAGCAACGGGAGUGAUGGACAAUCGCUGAAGGCUGAAGUCGGCCCCGUGCAAUACACUGAGGACUUGUUGAAUUUUUUGCGUAGAUCGCACGACUCCCUUACGUUUGAAAUGGAAUGUAUGCUGGAAGAGAUGAUUACUCGAUUCCGUCCAGAGCCGGAAGAAGAACUUCUCACAGCCGUUCACGCACUUCUACUGAAGUGUUAUCAGCUUCCAAGAUUGACGAAAACUGAACCUGUGCCGAAAAUGUUGCGUGCAGCACUUGCGAGGGUGUGUCGCAAGCUUUUUGUAUUGCUUCCACACCAGAAGAAUGAAAACCACGAGGCGUUUGUGGAGGAGUUUAAGGAUGCAUUCGAACGUGAUUUUACCCUGCUUGGGAAUGACGACGCACCUCAGCAAGACAAAUCGGCUACAACUCUUUACGAGAUAAUGAACCGCUUAAAGCGGUGGAAAAGUUUAUUACAGUUGCGUGUAAAAAAGGCAGGCAAACGGAACGCUGGUAAGCUGUACCUGGAGCGAUGCAGUCGUCACCUGAUAGAGCUCAGCAGUUCAAUCAUGGAGGUUCCGGGACAGUAUGUCUCGGAUAGUGAGCCUAUAAAGGACCUACAUGCACGCAUUCAGCACUUUGAGAGUACCGUAGAUGUGCUGCUGCGCAACGGAUUUACUCAGCGACGCGUAACCAUGGGUGGUAGCGACGGCCGAGCUUACUAUUUUUUGGUACAGUAUGCGAUGACACAUAUUACCCGCACAGACGAGAGGAUGAUGCAGAUGUACCUACUGUUAAAUCGGUUGCUGUUACGCCACAAGGAGACCAAGAAGCGCAACACGAUUUUUCAUGUACCAAUAGUAAUUCCUCUAACGCCGCGGGUCCGGCUGCUCGAAGACAACCGCGACUUCGUCACGCUUGGCGAAAUCUACGAACUAGAUUGUCAAAUUGAAAACAAGGACCCAGACAUCCCAUGGGAGCUGUACCGCGAUCGUGUUAGCGAAGCAUUCGCAGCGGCAGGAACAGAGAACGACACGAGCGUGCAGGAGGAGAGACGUGUCGCGCAGGCUAAAGCUCGUGCUUUCCACGAGAUUUGCAGCGAGCACGUACCAGAAACCCUCUUGGCUAAGUAUGUGCACGGCAUCUCGGCGCACAGCGACGCGUACUUUCAGUUUCGCAGCGAAUUUAUAAAGCAUCUGGCACUAUCAAGCUUCCUGUCAUAUGUACUCUUUGUUGGAGACCGUGCACCCCACCGCGUGCUCUUCUCACGGCGUACAGGUCGGGUGGUGAGCACCGAAUUACGUCCUGGAUAUGCAAGCAGCGGAAUUUUGGAGGAGGCGACGACGAUGCCUUUCCGCCUUACGCGCAACCUUUACAGCUUCAUGACACGCUCGGGGGUGCAGGGACCAUUUAGUCUCGGGAUGACGGCCGCUGCAGAGGCUUUUAUGAGUGAGGACAUCUUGAGCAACCAGUUGUGCCUUUUCUUUAGAGAUGAUUUGCUGUCAUGGCACGCGUCAAAGACUCGACUUCUAUCUUUUGAUUCGCAAGCCGUUGGACGUGCAUCGUCGCCUAGUGCAUCUCCUCGUCCGGCGUCGCCGGCAUUGACACAGCGCCGUGUGGAGUCUCAAGUGCAGCAGCGCGUAGAAGCAAAUGUGAGUCUCGUGCUAGAGAGGAUUCGCGGAGUGUCGCUGAAGAAGGCAAGUGGCGAAUCUUCGCGAGGCAGGAGCGUGCAAGAACUGUUGGAUAUUGCUACCAGCCCGGAGCGUCAACGAGAAAUGUAUCCUACGUGGUCUCCGUGGCUGUAA
Molecule: messenger RNA, 13806 nt
Organism: Peronospora farinosa
Lineage: Eukaryota; Oomycota; Peronosporomycetes; Peronosporales; Peronosporaceae
Source: the annotation of a GenBank genome assembly